This is a messenger RNA of Patella vulgata (common limpet), 8505 nucleotides long. RefSeq names its product eukaryotic translation initiation factor 4E transporter. Gene Ontology annotation, cellular component: cytoplasm; nucleus. Bases 195 to 4184 code for a protein of 1329 amino acids. Gene Ontology annotation, biological process: negative regulation of translation. The record is from RefSeq and is a predicted model, not a curated record. Gene Ontology annotation, molecular function: mRNA binding. NCBI's taxonomy places the organism in Eukaryota, Metazoa, Mollusca, Gastropoda, Patellidae. The transcript is spliced from 23 exons.
UCUUUCUUCUCAAAAUUGUCCAGCCAUUCAAAUUGUAUGCUUUCGUUUAUCGUUUGUAAAAUGUUUAUUCUCUAAUUUCGUAGCUUCCUAAGUGUUUAUCUAAAAUAUAUAGUUAUUGUUCAUGUCCAUAGUUUAUCGUUUAAAUCUUCCAAAGUAACUCGAGGCAAUUUAUAACCAAAUUAUAUUUAGAAAGAAUGGAUCGUGAUGGUGGUGGUCGUGAGUCUGGUAGAGAUAGUACAGGUAGUGGUAGUGUAGAUGAUGAAGUUAGAUCGGAACCCAUGAGAAAGGAUACACCUGGUCCAAUGCCCCAAUACCAAUACAAUCGGGAAAAACUUCAGGAAAUCCAAGAAAGUGCUGGUGCUAAGAAGCGUCCAUCAUACUUGUCGCCAUUGUAUGAUAAUGCUGAUGGUAUUUGGGACCCAGAAAAAUGGUGUAAGUCCUUCAAUCCUGAAGGGAGAGAAGGAUCUCCAAUAACUCUAGGUGAGAUCAGAGAGAGGAAACGCCCACUGGAGUUGGAUAGAGAUCUACUAAGAAGAAAACCAGCAGUUGAUGCUAAAGAAAGGUUGAAAGAAGAACAAGAUGGUAUAGUGUUGAGUCCACAGAGGCGGAGCUUUGGUACAGGGUGUCAUGUCAGUCAGACUAGUAGUCUAGCAAGACAGUCGAGUACUACGUCUGAUUACGCAGAUGAUAGAGAUCGAGGAGGAGACCGUAGAGAGAGAAGAAUUGGCAGUGGUAGAAUACAGAUUGACAGAGAUCAGGGUCGGGAUUAUCGUGGUCGCUAUGAUCGUGAUGAUCGGGAUAGAAUAGAUGAACGAGACAGACAUGAUGAGCGAGGUGAUCGUAGAUUCGAGAGGAAUGAUAGGUUUAGAAGAGAUUACGAUGAUCGGAGAGAUUUCAGAGAUUCGCGAGAUAUCCGAGAUAGGGAUAACAGAGUUGAACGUAGUGAAAGAGGUGAUAGAGAACGUGACCUGCGUGAUACCCGAGACCGAGAUCCGAGAAAUCUCCGUAACCGUGAUCCAAGAGACAAUCAACACCGAGACUAUAACCGGGAUAGAGACAACCAUAGAUACAGUUCUGGCAGACGCAGCCAUCAUCACGAAGAGGAGCCUGAAUGGUUUACCGCUGGACCAACUAGUAAGUCAGAUACAAUCGAACUUCAAGGUUUUGAGCGAGAUGGUGAUGCCAAGGAGAAUCAAGUGGAGGAGGUCAGGGAGCCAGCACCAAAGAAAGAAAAGAUCAUACCUAAGGAAACGAAGGAGGAAAAAGAGGAAAAGGACAAAGGUACUAAUUUUGGUGAUAGAAAUGGAAGUUUGGAGACCAACGAAUCCAGUUCUCCUGAAGCAGCUGAGACACGCCCAUCUCCAACGUCCAACUCAAUCUUUGAUUUCAACCAAUUUUUCCACGUUGGAAGCAUUCCAGGGUUGCAUGAUGAACCCGAAUCGACAGAAGGUGAUACAGGAAGUAGAUUUAGUAGAUGGUUUGCACAAGCUACAGGUAGUAAAGAGAACAGUAGAAGAUCUUCUAUUAAUGAUGAUUAUCAGUUUGAAUAUCUUAAUGAUAUAUUGAAGGAGUCGAGAAGUCCAGUACCCUUGAUACCCUCCCCUACUCCACCACCAAUACCAAAUGUUUUUGACAAAGGCCCAAUGUUCCCUCAUUUCUCCAACAUGGAAGAUAAAACGGCAAGACUAGAGACAGCUCUGCACCACAAAAAUAUGGCUGCCUUAAAUCCUAAUGUAAACCACAUGUUUAUGGCCAACACUCCGAACCUGGAUAGGGGCAACGCUUCUAUUCCGAACAACCAGGGUGUGUUUAGUUCACAAGAUGCAGAAGCUCACCUUAAAGCCAUGUUAUUCGGUAGUAGAAAAGAUUCUGGUUCCUCGAGUGGAACAUCUAGUCCUGCAGGUGGCAGUAGAUUGAAAACUGUUGCUGAAUUAGAAGCAGGAUUUCACCAGAAUUCACCCAGUUCUAGUGCUAGAAUGAGCCCCAUACAGCAUCAACAACAGAUGCAUCAGCAACAACAGCACCAACAUCAGCAGCAGCAGCAUCAGCAUCAUCAUCAACAUCAUCAUCAGCAACAACAGAUGCAUCAGCAGCAACAACAACAACAAUCAAAUAACAAGUCUGAAGAAGAUCUCACAGCAUUCAAUAAACUGCUUAGUUUAAUGACAGCAGGUGCUGGUUCAGGAUCACCAGAGCCACCCAAUUCACAGAUGAUGCCACAAGAGAAUCGACAGAUGUCACCAUUGACCAGUACAGCAGGAAUGCCACCUGGUGUCAAUAUGGCAACUAGUCAAUUUAACAGUAAAUUUAUGGAGGCCGUCAUGAGGAACCGGGAACAACAAAUGCACCUACAGCAACAGGCUUUAACACAGAUGCGAUUUCAACAGCCUUCUUCUCAACCCCACCAGCUUCCCCAGCACAUGCUUCCCCCACAACAACAGAUGGCAGGCACACCACGUCCUAUCGCCCAGGACCGUAUGCUGGCCAACUUCUUACAGCAGAAUCCAACUAUUAUAACGAAACCUCCGUCCCCUGCUGUAGGUCAGAUACCCAACAUUGUACAUAAUACAUCUACUCCACGUAUUGGUCAGUCUCCAACACCCAUCAUGGCUAAUAAUCUUCUACAAAAACAACAUCAACAACCUUCAGCUCCUAGAAUACCCUCACCCAUCAUGUUUAGUCAACAACCACCAAUGCAUCUAAAUGCGCCAUCACCCAUUCAUCCAUCACAACUUGGACGUGCAAUGCCUAAUAAUAAUACACUGAGUACAUCACCAACAAUGUUGAAUCGUAUACCUAGUCCUCAAGAACUGAUAGCCCACAAUCAGGCUAUCUUACAGAGUGCUCUCAUUAAAAAACAGCUAGAAGAUCAAAAAGAACGUUUCUUAAAGAAACAACAGGAUAGGGCAAAGUCACCAGGGUUGACAAGUGGACAGAAUCGACCAGUGACUAACCAGUCAAUGAUCUCCUCUACAACUAAUACAGUACAAACUGCAUCUAAUAAUAAGACCACCAUGACACCUGCCUUUACUCCUACAUCAGUGAUGAGGAAGAUGCAUUCAGAUAAAGCCAGUGAAAAAGAAAAGGGCAAGCCAGAUGGUGAAGAUAUAAUGAAUAGAGCGCCUAUAAAACAACUGAUACCAGACGGACAAGGUGAUCAUAUGGAUAUAAAGAGAGAUGGAGAUGUUACAGAUAUAAACGGACUGAUAGAUCAAAAUUUAACACAAGAUAUGAACAAAUUACAGAUGGGAGGUGGAUCUGUUAAUAUGCAGAUUAAAUCUGUACGGGCGGUUGUCGGUAAUUCUCAAAAUUCACAAAAUCAAAUACCCGCUCCAGUUUCUACGCCACAAGCUGGUAUUGGUAGACCUAUAUUUAAAAGUUUCAAUGUUUCACAAGCGAACAUGAACAUCAUGACAAGUACACCACAACCACAACAGAUACGAGCGGUGACACCUGGUGGAAUAAACAUACCAACGUCUGCACACAGACCUAUAACAGGUGGUGUAGGUAACUUACAACAACCCCCUCCACAAUCCCAGGUGCGACCAAACGUAUCGACUCCUCUCCCUAGACAAGGACUCACUAACUCCACGCAACAGUUUGGUAUCCCUAUUACUGGUCGUAUGCCCAUACAGAGUAAUGUACUAUCUGGUCAGGUACAUCCAGCAGCAGCUAAUGCCUUGUUAAUGCAGCAGAUGAUACAGAGUAAUACUAACGCAGCCAACGCCGCUGCUGCCAGAGUGAAUGUAAUGAACCAGUUAAAUCAGCUCCAUGUCAGUCCAAUGAAUCAGUUAAGCCAGAUUAAUCAAUUAGCCGCCCUACAGGCCCAACAGAGAAUGAUGGAUCCAAGAUUACAGGGUAUGAGAGGAGUUUAUCCAGGAAAUGUACCACCAAUGUUGAGUCCAAGGAGUAGUGCCACAACCCCCGUUGGCAUGGUUUCUCCAACUAACAGCGGUAUUGGUCGUGCGAUCUCUCCGGCUAAAUUAUUUCCAUUUCCUCAAAAGCAAAAUGGACCACUUUCCCCAAAUGUGGGUAACAUACUACAGCAGAAUAACUCCCCAGAAGGUAACAUAUUUAACAAAUUGUUUGGUGGAAAUGUUUUAAAAUCCCAGUUACCCAGUAUGCCACCAUUACCAGUACAAGGUCAGCGUGUGAUGACGGUAGAUGAGAUAGAACGGAACUAGAUGAAUGAUUGGUUGUAAGGAAAAGAUGUGUAAUAUAUCGGAAGACAAUUCGUGGUAUAUUUAUAUAUAGAUUAUCUAUCGUACCUGUUUUUUUUGUUGUUCAUUUUAUUUACCAGUGUGUGCUAGUUCAAAAAUAAUUUAAUUACAAAAAAAAAAAUUAACAAACAUCAUUGGAGCUGAGAGUUAUCUGCUCCUGUUUUUCAUUAUGGUUAUCUCCCUUUGAAACAUGUCUUUGUGUCAUUAAGUACCCUGCGAAAUACUCACCUAUUAUUCUUAUUACCUGUGCACAUUGGAUUCCUUUGUACAUAAUCCCUUUAUAAUCUAAUCUAAUUUAAUUAUUUUCACUUUUGUAAAUUAUCACCCUUUUCAAAUAUUUCUCUUCUCUCAUGAAACUUAAUUAGUCCAGGCACACCACCAUAUUCACUAGGCUAAGGCAAGCCUUAGCUACUCGUCACUAUUUAGUUAGUCUGUUAAGGUUUAGAACAGAAAGUAGCAGAACUCUGUUGAAGAAGUUUGCGUAUCGCGGGUGUCCUUUGCAGGACGGUGUUCUGAUGGGUGUCUUUCGCGGGACGGCGUUCUGAUGGGCGUCUUUUGCAGGACGGUGUUCUGAUGGGUGCCUUUCGCGGGACGGUGUUCUGAUGGAAGGCUUUCGCGUGUUCUAAUUUUAUGUAAAAUUAGUGUAUGUAAAGAUCAAUCUACAGCAAAUCCUGAAUAGACGUGGAAUAUGACAUUAGAGUUUCUAGUUUGUACAGUUGUAAAAAUGGAUAUAUUUAUGUAAUUAUGAUUUAUAUGUGUAUAUUGUUUAAGUAUUAAGGACAUUGAUGAACGGUUAUUACAGUCUAAUGUAUAAAAAUAAUAACACGGUGGAGUUUUUGGUUUCGGACUGUUACACCGGUCCCCCUUCUCUGUACAUAGAUGUAAAUAGUUUCAAUUUAAAGUGAAAGUUGAGGAUGAAAAAUGCUUUAUUUUUGUGGAUGGUUGCGAGACGAUUGAAUGGAUGAUUAGAUUUAACCAGUCACGUCGAUUGGGUGUAUGUGUGUGGUGGAUUAGAUUUAACCAGUCGUGUCGAUUGGGUGUAUGUGUGUGGUGGAUUAGAUUUAACCAGUCGUGUCGAUUGGGUGUAUGUGUGUGUUGGAUUAGAUUUAACCAGUCGUGUCGAUUGGGUGUAUGUGUGUGUUGGAUUAGAUUUAACCAAUUGCGUUGAUUGGGUGUAUGUGUGUGGUGGAUUGCAUGGGGUAUUUGAACAAUAUUUAUGAAAAGAGAGAACCGUCGUUUAUUGAUUUGAUUAUAUUUUGCCACAUAAUUCUUUGGAUUUCAAUUAAAAUUUAUCAUAUCAUGAUCUUUUGAAAUGAGCUUUAGAUGAAAGCUUGUUCAUCCAUUUGAUUCAUUGCACUUUAUUAUAAGAAUUGAGAGAAUUUUAUCAAACAUUUUUACAUAACAUUUGAAGGAAAAUUUCUGAGUGUUUCAUUAAUUAAUAUUAAAGUGAAAAAUAUUUUAAAGUGCCAAAGAAAUAUCAAAAAGAUUUUGUUGGUCAAAUUCUCUCCAUCAUUAUAUCUUCAUUCUGGAAGUUUUUCAUUUUGUGCGAUUAAUAAUAACGAUUUUUUGCUGUGUGCUUUUUUUCUGUUAAAUUUGAUUUCAAUGUGCUAUAAUAUAUAUAUUGUGUAUUCUUCAAUGUAUUUUUGCUUAUUUUUUCCGCAAUAAUUGCGUUUGUUUGUUUUGUAAAUGUAAUGUGUGACAUUGUUUUGUGUAGGUUAAUUAUUUGUCUUCAUUUGUUUUGUUUUCAUCAAUUGUUUUGUUUUCUUGUCCUUGAGAUCUUUCUUCUGUACAUAGGUCAUCUUUUGACGUCAUUUGAUUUAUGUUUUUUGUCGUGUUUUUGUCGUAAUGAUUAUUGUUUUGUUUUGAUCUGUCAAGUUUGUGUUUUUGUCUUGAAUUUAAAAAUAAUUUUGGGCUACAAAAUAUUUGAGGCUUUCAAGAAAAUGAUAUUCUGAAUGAAACAGAGCCCCUGGAUGUAAGAUAUUUCAAUAUUGAAUGUCUGUAUUAUUCCAGUAUUUAUCAGGAUUUAAUAAAAAAAAAUGAUUAUUUUAAUUUUAUUUUUCUCAGGCCAUUAUUAAAUGAUUGUAAAAUAGUAAGAAUAUUGAUUUGGAGGAGGUAUGAUUAUUCUACGAAAAAAACAAAGAUAUAUUUUAAAAAAUUGUUUUAUUCCAAUAGUAUAAUAACAUUAUAGCUUCAUAAAAUACAGAUGUGACGUCAUUCUUUGAUGUUGGUGUACCAUUAUUUCAAAUAAUGGUACUGACAAUGUGCCAAGUGUACAUUAUUUAUACUAGUAGAAAUAAUAGACCUGCGUAUUUCAUUGAAAUGCUCGUGCUAGAUAUUGUCUGUAUUUUAAGUUGUUUAAUGGUCUCGUGCAAGACAUUGUGUAAUAUAUAGAUAUAGCACUUGUGUGAUAUCAAUAUAUUACUUAAUGUCUGGCACUCGACCAAUAAACUACACAUAUUUGUCUUGAGAAGAGUUAUUUUAUAAUUGGAUGUUUUAAUAAAGGUCUGUAAUAUUCGAAACAAAUCAACUGCGCGAGAUAUUUGACUUGAUUUUAAAUCUAAAUUUUAAAGAAAUUCCUUUAGUUUUAUUUAAAGAUUUUAUUAGUUAAUAAAAUUUUUGUAAUGAAUCAGACUAAUAGCUAUUAAUUAAAGAGUUUCUAAUUUAACUCAAGGCUCAUAAUUAAACAUUGAAUUUGAAUUUCAUGGUAGGGCUCUCAUUUCAAGAAUAUUUGCAAGGUAUUUACAAGUUUAGAAUUUCAUCAAAUUUAAACCUAAAACACACAAAAAAUUACAUUUAGAUUUAUAGUUUUCUUUCCUAAAAACACUGAAAAUGUAUAAUCGGAUUAGGAUGAUGCUCAAAAUUUCCACUUUCUUUUGAAAAUAAUAUCUUGCUAAUCCCUGAUAAACAAAUAAGGUCAAGAAUUUUAUAUUCUAGCAAAAUUUUGAAAUGAAAGCCCAGACUCGUAGAGAAUUAUUAUUUUUAAUCUUCCAAAAAAAUGCUUAUAUGAAAGUGGAUAGUUUAAUUUUAAGGUACUUAAAUAUUGCUAAUGAAAAGUAUAUUUCAAAGUGUAGAAAUAAUUAAUUUUAAACUUGUAAAUUGCUUUGGGGUUAAUUACCAAGGAAUGCAUCAAGAAGUUAAACAUUUGACAUAUCAUGUCUUGCAAGAUAAAUUUAAAAACAUUCUUUGAGAAUUAUCUUAACCUAAAGAUUAAAUCCAAAUUUUAGUAGAUACUUCAAUUUUGAUUGGUUAAGCACUAUAAUCAAUCUAAUAUUAUCCAAUCAAAUUACUAAAAUUUGGAUUUUAUCUUAGUUAAUAUUUUGUGAAACGCCCCAGUUUAUUAAACAAGAAGCCCUUACGUAUUUCCGAAGAGAACUGUGUGUGUGCUCUGUAUAAUUUAGAGACAAAAUAAAAUGACAUUUUGAUGUCUGUGUCGCGUCCUUAAGUGGCAUGUUAGUUUUUUUUUCUUUUCUUGUUUGUACAUUGAUAGAAAGACUUGAUGAAAUCGAACCUGUGUGGUGUCCACAUGUGCCGUUUAUUAUUUUUAGUGUGAAUGUGAUCGAUCUAACGUCUUGUUAUUUUCGUUUUUUGUAAAUAAAGAGGAUUGAAUGAUAGAAUUUUGGAAAUUUAUUUCUGUUACAAAGUGGUGCAAAGAAUUUGUUGUAUAUGUGGAAUAAGUUUAAUUUUGUGCUUAUUAUCAGAGCGUAAAAUUUCAUUUUUUUUUUUUUCUUGGCAUGUAAAUAAAUAGACACAUGUAAUUUACUUGAGUGGUAAAAAAAAUAUUUGGUCUUGUAUAAUUAUUAUUAUAUCCAGUGUCAUGUGCUACUUUCAAUUUUUUUUUGUUCAGAAUUGAAAUAUAACUGUGAAUGUUUAUGUACAAUUUAACAUCAAGAAGAAUAGAAAAAUACUUUUGUCGAAGAUGAGGUUUUACCAAGAGAUGUAAAAAAAAAAAAAUACAACCCAUUUAAUUUCCUAUCAAAAAAUGUAACACUUUGUCGUUCUAGGCAUCUUGCGAGAAUAAAGAUUAUUAGGAGGGUCAGCAUCACUAUUCAGUUUAUUCUGUACAUUAAUAAUUUUUUUGAUAGGAAAUGAAAAAUAUGAUGUAGAUUGGUUGGAGAAAAAUUUAAGGUCUUUUCUUUUUUUAUCAUUCUAAAAAUUGGAUUGGAAGAAAAAUUAGAAGACUUAAUCUAUUGAAAUAUGUUUCUGUAAGGCGGAAAGUACAAUGUGAAGUCAUUAGGUGUUAACAUUUGUACUCUUACUAGAGACAUCUAAAUAAAUCUGUUGAAAA